AUGGUGCUCAUCAAGUCUCUCCUGACGGCCAUCGUCUUGGCAGCCCGUAUCGCCAACGCUGAAGAAGCUGUCUCGGAGGUCCAGCUUCCUCAGAGCCCUCCCAGGACCGUCACCGCAGAGCAGGGGUGCUACACCGACUUCGCAGAGCGGCAACGCGAUAGUGUCCCAACGUACUCUCGCCUGUACUCGUAUACCUUUCCCGUCACCGAAUACACCUACACCACGCCGACGACAAGCACCGUGACCAUCACCCCCACCAUAUCCACCAGGGGCGUUGGCACAAUCACAUCAACCGUCACCACAACUACGCACGUCUCCUCGUUCAGUACCGUCACUGUCGAGGCGCCAGCGGGUUUCACGCCCAUCGCCGCCGCCAGCAACAGAACUGGCGGCGCCUAUGGCCGCUUGGGGUCUUUAGACGAAGCUCCCAUCUCACCGGCAGAUGCGGAUCGCAGCUUCGGCAACAGCCUGAGCGGCGACGAGGAAGGCAGACGCACAGCCAGGCCUUUCCUCUGGCCGCAGGCAGUUGUCUGCGAGAAAGUCGUUCGUGUCUUCACGACCACCACUUCCACGAUCACGGCAACCCGGGCCGCGACUACGACGACAACCCUCCUGGGCCCGACCCAACAGACUGUCGUGGCGACGACGACGCCGACGACGACGACGACGACGACGACGACUACUUCUACGAUCACCGACGUCAUCGCCAACCCGACGCGGACCGUCUACGAGGCCUGCCAGACCAACAAUGUACAGGCGUCCCACGGCCAGCCGCUGUCGUUCUUCGUCGAGGCUCUCUACUACUGGCCCGUCACAAGUGAGGAGCGUCACACGGACACUCCAGAGAACUGCUGUGUCGCAUGCCAAACGACGACUGAUUGCAGCGGCAGCCUGUAUCAUUUCUUCUCCGGAACUUGCUACAUCUUCAAGAACAGGGACAAACGGAGGCAAUGUCAGUCCCGGCUUAAGCUGAGGUCUCAGACGAAUAUCACCACGAAUGGCGUAUUCUGGGCCAGCAACGGCAGGUGUGGAUCGUGGAAGAUUACGGAUGAGGAGCCGGGCUCGUCUGCAGAGUGGUAG
Messenger RNA from Colletotrichum graminicola M1.001, 1080 nucleotides. RefSeq lists its product as uncharacterized. Lineage: Eukaryota; Fungi; Ascomycota; Sordariomycetes; Glomerellales; Glomerellaceae. The transcript has a single exon. The coding region runs from base 1 to 1080 and encodes 359 amino acids. The record is from RefSeq and is a predicted model, not a curated record.